This is a messenger RNA of Haliotis rubra (blacklip abalone), 1290 nucleotides long. RefSeq lists its product as uncharacterized. The transcript has 3 exons. Lineage: Eukaryota; Metazoa; Mollusca; Gastropoda; Lepetellida; Haliotidae. The coding region runs from base 11 to 652 and encodes 213 amino acids. Gene Ontology annotation, biological process: cilium organization. The record is from RefSeq and is a predicted model, not a curated record.
UUCCUCCAACAUGGCGGCAGAAGAUAUCGAACAGCCACAGGUCCCAGCAAUGAAUGACCCGUGGGCACCCCAGUCCCCGUCUAAUGUGACUGUAUUGCCCUGUCCCACGGACCCUUUACAUCAACUUAUCAGUUCUGACCGCUAUAUCGAAUCCUUAGAAAAAAAACUGAACAGGCUGAAGGGACGUUCACGUCGUGAACCUUCAUCCCAUGAUAUUGUCCAAUCCCUGUCAAAAUUGCGGAAUGAUCAAAUGGAACGUUUCCUGAAGGAGGAGUCAAGUCAGACACAAGCUGUCAACUUAUCCAGUGGAGGAGAAGCAACAUCAUCAUCAUCAUACAUCCAGCGUCGUCUCUACCCCGAGAAACAGGCUGUCACUGGAGAUGAACUGGUUGUAUUGUUGCAGGAUGAUGCCUUAGCAAUCAGAAUUGCAGAGGAGCAGGAACUUGAGGAACUGGCAGCAGGGAACGGUGCCGCUGCUGCCAUGGUAAUAUUGAAGACUGGGUCAAAGACUAAAGAAGAAAUAGUCUCAGAACCUGUUCCCAUGAAAACUGAUGUUGCAGAUGCAGAGACAUUGAGCAUUUCAAGAAAAGAAGAUUGUUCAGGAGCUUCUUAUGUAGACAGUGAACAAGAUAAUAGUGAGCACAAGACGUAAGGCUGGAAAGAAGACAGGCAUCAUCUUAACGUAUGUCGGUAUGUGGAGAUUUUCAAUGAUGAGUUUGAUGCAAAGAUGUGACAUGACGUUGUCAUGACUUCUUUGAGAAAGUACAAAUGAACAGUUGGAUCACUGAUCAUUAUUCGGUAGAAGGGAUUUCCCGGAACAAGAGGGAAGAAACAAUCUAAAAAACAUUGUUGCUGUAUUUGGUGAUUUUAGAAUCUCAUAGGUCAAACAGGUAGAGUACAUAUAUGUGACAGGUAUACCAUGAUUAUAUUGUUUUGUUUACAUUAUGCAGUGUCCAUUCUAGGCUAAACAGACACUGGUUGCCCAGUCGUAUGAAGAGUUGUGUCCCUUAGCUGAGCAGACAUUCCAUAGAUGGAAGAUAAAAUGGGAGAUAUUUUUGCCAGCCCCAUGCCUGUUCUUGUAGGUUUCUUUAGGUGACAAACAUCUAUCAACACUUUCAAUCUAGACUGAAAUAAUAAGUGUUAAAAAGGUAACAUUCAAAUGUUAACAGGGGAUGUUAAUAUUGAAAUCUUAAAGGGGGUUUUCCAUGGUAAUCUUGAAAUCUUAAACAGGGUGCCCAUGUUAACAUUGAAAUCUUAAAAGGAGUAUUUAUGUUAACAUGUUAAAGCUCG